AUGUCGCACAAAGCGUCACCGGACGUCGCUCCGUUCAUCCAGAUUCUCUCGUCCAUCGUCGAGAAUGAGCCGCAAGCGCUGCGAUGGCUCGACGACGGCCGCGCGUUCCAGAUUCAUGACAUGGACUUGUUCACGACCGUUGUGUUGGCCAAAUACUUUAAGCACAACAAGUACUCGAGCUUCCAGCGCCAACUCAACUACUUUGGCUUUAAAAAGUGGACCAAGCGCCGGUCGACAGUGUGCACGUUCUCCCACGAGUGCUUUGUUCGAGACUUCCCUGACCUCCGAGCAUGCAUCCUGCGCCAGCGGCAACGGGACCGCACGUAUGAUCCGCUCAUGGAGCCGUGCCUUGACCUGACCUGUAUCGAGCACGACAUGGUCGUCGCAUGUUUACAAGAAUGCUUCUCAUAA
Messenger RNA from Aphanomyces invadans, 411 nucleotides. RefSeq lists its product as hypothetical. Gene Ontology annotation, molecular function: DNA-binding transcription factor activity; sequence-specific DNA binding. Gene Ontology annotation, biological process: regulation of DNA-templated transcription. The transcript has a single exon. The record is from RefSeq and is a predicted model, not a curated record. Lineage: Eukaryota; Oomycota; Saprolegniomycetes; Saprolegniales; Verrucalvaceae. Bases 1 to 411 code for a protein of 136 amino acids.